Molecule: messenger RNA, 2565 nt
Organism: Moneuplotes crassus
Lineage: Eukaryota; Ciliophora; Spirotrichea; Euplotida; Euplotidae
Source: the annotation of a GenBank genome assembly
AUGAAAUACUAUACACAAAAUUUUAGAAGCACAGCUUCUGCAUUCCAUGCUAUUGUAGCUAAGUUGAGCGGAGUAGAGCUUGGCCAUGAAAAGGCAACAGAUGAGCAAGCUAAGUUGUUAUUCAGUGAAGGAAAUACUACGUUACUUCGGAUUGAUGAAGCUACAUCUUUCAGAGAUGAAGUAUCUAUUGGAAAAUAUCUAGCAAGAACUGGCGGGUUAAAGGAUCAGUUACUAGGAACUACCAUCUUUGAUGAAUCUAAAAUCUCACAGUGGCUCUCAUGGACAGACAUUAACAUUAGGUUCACUUCUGAAGCUCUCUUAAAUCACUUAACAGGAAAAGCUACUGAAGGAACUCUUGACUUCAAAGCAGCUAAUGGAUCUAUCAGAGCUUCUAUGAAGUUCCUCAAUACUCAACUCAAGGAUAAGAAGACUCUUGUAGGUGAGAACAUCACUAUUGCUGAUGUUUACCUUGCUACUCAUCUCGUCAGAUUAUUCCAAUUGCUCAUUGAGGCUGGAUUCAGGAAGGGUAUUGCUAACGUUGUUGCUUGGUUCACAAAUAUUACUUCUUCUGAUGCCUUCAAGGCCAACUUUGGUUCUAUCAAACUUGCUGCUAGACCAAUGAAGCCAUUUGUCAAGGCAGUUUCAAAGGACCAAAAAGACAAAGGUGGCAAAAAGGGAAACAAGAAUGACAAGAAAGGUGGAAAAGGAGACAAGAAGCAGAACGAAGACUUCGAAGAAGAAAAGAUUACCGGAAUCCCUGAUGAUGCUGAAUUUGCAGACCCAAUUUAUGGGAAAUAUAAGGGAAUCUUCAAGAAUGCUACAUGGGGAAAAGUUGUCACUAGAUUCCCACCAGAGCCAAGUGGUUUCUUGCACAUUGGUCAUAUCAAGGCUUCUAUGCUUAACUAUCACUACUCUAAGAUUUAUAAUGGAAAGAUGAUCUUGAGGUUCGAUGAUACAAAUCCUUCUAAAGAAAAAAUAGAAUUUGUAGAGAACAUCAAGAAAGAUCUUAAGACUGUUGGAAUCACUCCAUGGAAGACCACUUACACUAGUGAUUAUUUUGAUCAACUCCAAGAUAAAAUGAGAAAAUUCAUUGAGAUGGGCAUGGCUUAUGCUGACGAUACCCCUGGAGACCAAAUGAAGGAAGAAAGAGAUGCUGGAAUUGAGUCUAAGAAUAAAGGAAAAACUCCAAAGGAGACUAUAGAAAUCUUCGAGAAAAUGCUUGAAGGAAAAGCUGAAGGAUGGUGCAUCAGAGCUAACCUCAACAUGCAAGACAAGUCUAAAUGUCUAAGAGACCCAGUCAUGUACAGAUGCAACACUACUCCUCAUCACAAGACCAAGACAAAGUAUAAGGCUUAUCCAACUUAUGAUUUUGCUUGUCCAAUUGUUGACGCUCUUGAAGGAGUUACCAAUUGUCUUAGAACAAUCGAAUACAGAGAAAGAGAUCCUCUCUACCACUUGAUCCAAGAGAAACUUGGAUUCAAACAAAUUGAAAUCUUUGAGUAUGCCAAGCUCCAGCUCAAGUCUACUCUUAUGAGUAAGAGAAAACUUCAAUGGUUCGUCGAUGAAGGAAAGGUUGAAGGGUGGUAUGAUCCUAGAUUCCCUACAGUUCAAGGUCUCAUGAGGAGAGGACUCACAGUCCAGACUCUUAAAGAGUUCAUGCUUGAUAUCGGAGCUAGUAUAAAAACAACCAGAAUGGAAUGGGAUAAACUCUGGGCUUUUAAUAAGCAAAUUAUUGACAAAGACUGUAAGAGAUAUUUCACUGUCCUUACCGAUUCUUCUGUUGAAGUUUCCAUUUUAAAUGGGCCAGAAACUCCAGAAGGAAAGACUGUGAAAUACCAUUUCAAUAACCCAGAUCUUGGAGAAAAGACCAGAAUCCUCACUAAUUCUGUCUUUAUUGAGAGAGAAGACGUAGCAGACCUCAAAGUCGGUGACAAAUUUGCUCUCAAAGAUUGGGGAAUGGUAUACAUCAAAACUGUUGAAGAAGUUGAUGGUAAACUCAAACUCGCUGUUGAGCUCAACUUUGAUGACACUAAAUUCGGAAAGAAGAUCAAGAAAGCUACAUUUGUUGCUAGUGAUCCCCUUCUUCACGUCCCAGUCACAAUUUAUGAAUUCGGUCAUUUGAUUACCAAAGACAAUCUGAAGGAAGAAGACAAUGUGGAAGACUUUGUAAAUGAGAACUCUAAAAUCAAAUCAACUGGAUAUGCCGAAAAAGAUAUAGCUAACGCAAAGGAAGGUGACCUCAUUCAGAUUGAGAGAAGAGGAUACUUCUAUGUUGAUAAAGACCUUGAGAGUCAUAAAGAAAUUGUUCUUCACUUUAUCCCAGAUGGAAAAACCAAGAAUAUGUCUGCCAUUUCUUCAAAGAUUGACAACAAGGUCCUCACUAAAGGAGAAGGAGACAUUGCUAAAGGAGCUAACAGAGCUGAAGAGGCCAAACUCAAGGAGGGUGACGACGGAGAACCAAAGAAACUUACCAAAAAGUUAGCAAAGAAGCAAAAGAAGGCUGAACACAAAGCAGCUGAAGGAGAUACUAAGGAAUAAUUUUGUUUGCUAAUAUUCAACCACUAA